This is a messenger RNA of Sardina pilchardus (European sardine), 1454 nucleotides long. RefSeq names its product coenzyme Q2 4-hydroxybenzoate polyprenyltransferase (gene coq2). NCBI's taxonomy places the organism in Eukaryota, Metazoa, Chordata, Actinopteri, Clupeiformes, Clupeidae. Gene Ontology annotation, biological process: ubiquinone biosynthetic process. The transcript is spliced from 8 exons. The record is from RefSeq and is a predicted model, not a curated record. The coding region runs from base 12 to 1289 and encodes 425 amino acids. Gene Ontology annotation, cellular component: mitochondrial inner membrane.
CAAAAAAUUGGAUGCCAGCUGCCCUUAAACACCAAGGAAGAGGAAGAAGAAGAACUGUUCAUACAUCGAAGAUAGGCUAUUUUCUUUACAGUCAAUGGCUACAUUGUACACAUGAUGUGAAGGAGAGGACCUCCACUGAUUGCGUGAUGGCCAUCCUAAAGCUGUUAUCAUCACUGCACCACCACUGCAGAUGGAAGAUGCCUUACAGAACCCUCUACACAUGCACAUACCCAACUUCACAUCACAAAAACAAGGACUCAAGCCUUUUCAUUCCUCCCCUACGAGUAUCAUGUCCUAAACAGAAUGACAUCCAUGCUCGCUCUCUGUGUGGAAUAGAGCAGAGGCCUCUUGGGAAAAGACAGUUCAGCAUAUCUGCUGCGGCUAUUGUGAACUCCGCUCCCUCCUCUGUACAGCCAUACCUUCGUUUAAUGCGACUGGACAAACCCAUUGGGACGUGGUUACUCUUCUUGCCCUGCACAUGGAGCAUAGGGCUGGCUGCAGAUCCUGGCUGCCUUCCAGACAUGAGCAUGCUAGCCCUGUUUGGAACUGGUUCGUUGUUAAUGAGAGGGGCUGGUUGCACUAUCAAUGACAUGUGGGAUAAAGACUAUGAUAAAAAGGUAGUUAGAACUGCUACCCGGCCCAUUGCUUCAGGUGAAAUCUCACGGUUCCAGGCUCUAGUGUUUUUGGGAGGUCAGCUCAGCCUAGCCCUCUGUGUCCUCCUGUGCUUGAAUUAUUACAGUGUAAUCCUUGGAGCUGCUUCACUGAUGUUUGUUGUCACAUACCCCUUCAUGAAGCGCAUAACAUAUUGGCCACAACUCAUGCUGGGUCUUACCUUCAAUUGGGGGACAUUGCUGGGAUGGUCAGCAGUGAUGGGAUCGUGUGAUUGGUCCAUUUGUUUGCCGCUCUAUUUUUCAGGUGUGAUGUGGACACUUGUCUAUGACACCAUUUAUGCUCACCAGGAUAAAGAAGAUGACAUUAGAGUGGGUAUCAAGUCGACAGCCCUGAGGUUUGGAGAGCAGACUAAACCAUGGCUCUCUGGCUUUUCUGUGGCCAUGUUGGGAGGCCUUAUUCUUGCUGGACUUAAUGCCCAGCAGACUCUGCCUUAUUAUGCAGCAGUCUCAAUCACGGCCAUUCAUCUGACCCACCAGAUCUCCUCACUGGAUAUUAAUAAGUCAGAAGACUGUUGGAAAAAAUUUGCUUCAAAUAGAAAUCUUGGGCUAAUUUUGUUUUUGGGAAUAGUUCUUUCCAAUGUUAUCAAGAAAGAGAAUGGAUCCAUGGAAAAAAAUUAAACUUGUCCAUUAAUAUUACAAAAAUACAAUUAUGCUUAUGUAUGAGCAUCAUUUAGAGUGUCAAAAGCAAAGGAACACUUUGGACAAAAGGAAAAGGAGGAGUCACCAUCAUGUGUAUCAGAGUGAUAUAUAUAUAUAUAUAUAUAUAUAUAUAUUAAUGAAUAA